Molecule: messenger RNA, 1290 nt
Organism: Alternaria incomplexa
Lineage: Eukaryota; Fungi; Ascomycota; Dothideomycetes; Pleosporales; Pleosporaceae
Exons: 3
Coding region: 1-1290 (429 amino acids)
Biological process (GO): protein deneddylation
Cellular component (GO): COP9 signalosome
Molecular function (GO): metallopeptidase activity; protein binding
Source: RefSeq, a predicted model, not a curated record
AUGGUCGAAUCAUCAGGGAAUCCACUCGUUUCGACUACCCGCGCCUCUGACGCAAGUCCAACAGUACAACUUCACCCGCUGGUACUCCUCACAAUAACAGACUGUGUAACACGGCACACACUACGACAGCAGACAGGACCAGUAGUCGGAGCCAUACUAGGCGCGCAAGAUGGUCAGAAUAUCACGAUGGAGGUUGCUUUCCAAGCAAAGCUCCUAUCAAACCAAGACGGAGAGACGGUACUACACGACGAGUGGUUCAGCAAGCGUAUCGAAGACUUCAAGGAUGUACACAAGGAGCCACAAUUAGACAUUGUAGGCUGGUUUACCCUCGGUCCCGCCUCCGGUCCAGAACCUCACAUCCUUCCUAUCCAUUCGCGCAUAUCCGAAGUCUACACCGAGUCUCCGCUACUCGUACUCUUCCAUCCAGAAAAUGCUUUCUCCAAAGAAACCGCUGCCGGAAAGCUGCCUCUUACCGUCUACGAGUCCUUGUCCGUCAAUACAACGAGCGAUCCGAAUGAUAAGGCUAUGGAUAUCGACGGGGCCGUACAGGCAAAAUCUACAAAGUUCAGAGAGCUAGUAUACUCGAUUGAGACUGGCGAGGCGGAAAUGAUCUCUGUCGAUUUCGUCGCGCGGGGUGGUGGCAACGCUACUGCAGUGGAAGGCACAGCAAACGUGGCCGGUGCAGCGCCGGAGCCCUCAAGAACCGAUGAGGUUACUGGGAAGCGGAAUACACGAGGGAAGCAAAAGGAGAAGGAGAAGGAGAAAGAAAAGGAUGCGCCAAUCGAUGAGUCAGUCAUCUUGAAUGCAGACGACGAAGAAGUUCUCUCUUCGCUUACAGCCAAGAUGAACGCCAUUCGCAUGCUGAGCCGACGAAUCAUGCUCCUGCGCGCAUACAUCGACUCGCUCCCAGCAUCGUACCUCUCCGACCCUUCCCUACCAGUCAACGCCGCGCCAGACGCGCAACAUCCCCUACCUCUAGACCACUCGAUUCUCCGCAGUGUAUCCGCCAUGCUCGCCCGCUUGAAUAUCCUCGGCCCGCCAGACUCAGCCGCUUUCUCGCUUGAGUCUCAGCAAGAAGCAUCAGAUGUGCAACUAGUCAACCUGCUAUCGUCCAUUACAAACUCUGUAUCCCUGGCAAAGGAUCUCGGCCGGAAGAGCUCCAUUGUGGAGCAUGCCAAGACCCAGGGCAAGAACCGCAUGGGCGGGUAUGGCGGAGGUGGCAACUACGGCGGCGACGCCAAUUUCUUCAAUACUGUCAUGAGCGGAGAUUCUGGUGGCGACAGGUGGUGA